Puccinia graminis f. sp. tritici CRL 75-36-700-3 is the source of this 4803-nucleotide messenger RNA. RefSeq lists its product as uncharacterized. Bases 1 to 4803 code for a protein of 1600 amino acids. NCBI's taxonomy places the organism in Eukaryota, Fungi, Basidiomycota, Pucciniomycetes, Pucciniales, Pucciniaceae. The transcript is spliced from 8 exons. Gene Ontology annotation, molecular function: tRNA dihydrouridine synthase activity; flavin adenine dinucleotide binding. Gene Ontology annotation, biological process: tRNA processing. The record is from RefSeq and is a predicted model, not a curated record.
AUGGUAGAUAGCACAAACCAAGCCGGCCCGACGAUUUCGAUUUCAAAACAAGAAGAAGAAGUUGGAGUUCAAGUUACAGAUCGAGCAGUGGAAGAAUCAAAUGAUCAGAAGAACGGAGUCGUAUCAGGACUUGAACACGGAAGAGAAGGAGAUACCAACGGAGCAGAAGAAUUGAAGAAGAACGGAACAGGAGAAGAGAAGAAAAAGAAGAAGCCGACAGGAUACGAGUUCUAUCGUGAAGUCUUAGGCUCCCCACGAUACGUAGUAGCGCCGAUGGUCGAUGGUUCGGAGCUAGCCUGGCGGAUCUUAUCACGCUACUAUGGGGCCGAACUAUGCUACACACCUAUGAUUCAUGCGGGACUAUAUUCUGAUGACCGCCAGAUCAAGUAUCGGGUCGAACAACUGGAUUUGGAUUCCCAUGAGGAAGGAUCAGAAGGAUUAGAUCGCCCGUUGAUCGUCCAGUUUUGCGCUAAUCAUCCGGAUACACUCUUGAAGGCUGCGAACUUGGUCAUCAAUCAUCCUUCUUCUUCUUCUGAUUUUUUGGCUGGGAAUAUGGAUCGGCUCCCCGUAGAUGCUGUCGAUCUUAAUUUGGGCUGUCCUCAAGGGAUCGCUAAGAAGGGCAAAUACGGCGCUUUCUUGAUGGACCAUCCGGAUUUGAUCACUCAACUAAUUUCACAACUUGACCAACAUCUACCGAUACCAGUGACGGCGAAGUACAGACGAUUUGAGACGCUAGAGAAGACGGAGCAGUAUACGGAACGGUUGAUUGAGGCGGGGGCCCAGAUGUUGAGUAUCCAUGGUCGAACACGAGAACAGAAGGGCCAGUUUACAGGACUAGCAAAUUGGGAGAUGAUCAGAGGAGCAGUACAACGAGGCCAUGCACGAGGACGACCGAUGCUCGGGAACGGGAAUAUCUUGAUCGGAUCGGAUGUGAGUGAGUUGAUGAGCCAGACGGGGGCGGAUGGGGUGAUGGUAGCCGAAGGGAACCUCUACAACCCAGCGAUCUUUGCGCCCCUGAACCCGGACUUUAUGGCUCGUUACAGGGCUGGUCUUCCGACUCGAUUCAAGGUAGCCCUAGCUCGGGUGGAUGAAGAGUACGAUGAUGAGUGUUUGGAGCAGUUGGGCAGCCUGGAGUCCUUGCUCGAGUUCCCGAAUGCGACCAAGGUGGCCUCCCAAUACCUGGCCAUCUGUCGUACCCUGGUCACUCGGACGGCCAGCUCGGCCAUCAAGGGACAUCUCUAUAAGCUCUUUCGCCCGGUCUUUGAGACCGGCCGCUACGACGAUCUCCGAGACCGUCUGGCCGAGGUCUCAUGGUCCUCCCCCUCGGCUGAUCCUUCCUCUGAAGGUGGUUCUUCUAAGAGGAGGGAUCGGGAUGCCUACGAGGCUAUGCUUGAUCGGUUCCAGACAAUGGUGAGACUGAUCAAGGAUCGAUUGGAGGAUGAUCGCCGGAGUGGAGUUUUAGAUGAGGGUCAGAUUGAUAUGAGUCUCAAGCGGGCCGAGGGUGAGUCUACGCCCUCCUUCCUCGGGCGACUCCGAGUGCCCUACUCUCGCUGCCAGCCCUACGUUCGAUCUCUGGUUGUGGAUGAAAGUGGUGGUGGUGGUGGUGGUGGUAGUACUACUACUGAGUUAGUGGGUUGUGCUACUGAGGGAUGUUCCAACUCAGGGGCAGGGAGGUGUGGCUGGGGUCUCUGCAAGGCCUGUUGCUCGACUCGGAUGGCGCAGCAGGCAGCCGAGGUGUCAGCAGCAGCAGCAGCACCACUAGAAGAAACCAAAAAACAACAAAAACAACAACAACAACAAAAACUAAUCGAAACACUACUCACACUAUUCCCAAUCACACUCAUCAUCAACCAACUAAAACAACAACAACCACCACCACCACACAAAAGACAACUGCCCAUCAAUCUACUCAUCUCACUCACAACCAUCACCACCAUCCUAGCAUCAACCACCAACUACUCAUACAAAGUACCCUUCACAGACCAGAGAGGAUACAGGCAAACUGGCCUCCACCAUGCACUCAUCCUGGCCAUCGGACUACCACUCAUCCUAUCAGCAACACUCUACAUCACCACUACCACCACAAACAACAACACAGCAACAACAACAACAACAACAACUAAUCACCAUCUCAUGGACAUCUGGAAUCGAUCACCUCAUCUCAGACACUCCAACACCCUCCACUACGAUCACGCCGACUACCACAAUGCACUCUCCCUCGCCAGACUAGACCUCCUAGCAUUCACCAUCCUCAACCUAUACUCACUCCUACUCGACAUCUCGCUCGCCAGGCUGGGCGAAUACUACAACUAUCUACCGAUCAACAACUCAGCCAGACUCAUCGCAUCCACCCUCAAGUCACUCUUCAUCUCCAUCCUCUUCUCACUCGCUCUCAGCCUAGGAUGGUGGGGCCAAGCCAUCUCUCAGAGUAUGACCCCCUUCGAAUGUCUCUUCAGCGUAUUCACCUUCCAAUCAUGUCUCUACCUCACCACCAGACUAGCCAGGAGAGCCUUCACCCUAGCCGAAUCAUCCAUCUUCUCCUCAACCGGCGUCGCACUCAUGAUCGAGGUCAUCAGACUCACCUCUGCCAGACUACGCUACUCGGCCUACCUACUCAAACAGCAGCAACAAUCUACUCCGAUCUCUGACGCCGAUCGACUCAGUUUUCUCCCCAGCCUCUUCAGAUUCCCUACUCCCGCCAUCGCCAUCCAACACGUCCUAGUCUCUGGCAUCUUCCUCAUGGCCUUCACACUCGCACCCUUACUUGUCCUCUCCCGAAGACUCGGCCAACGUCCAACCAAACGCACCAGGCACUCCACUCGUUCUCUCUCCCGUCAUCGCAAUCGUCCCUCCCCCACAAGGGUAGCAGCCCUCCAGGUUCAGAAAACACCCAUCUGGACUAGCGAACCCGCCCAGCCGGACUACUAUCAACGCUUCUCCAACCCAGACUCACAGCAUCACUCUCGGCAGCAUGAGAGCGCCUUGAAGGAGAACCUUCGGAAGAUCAUUGCACUCUCGAUCUACGCUUCGAUCACUUGGAUCGGAUUGGUGGUCAUGUCUCAUUGGUUAGGCUGGCUAUUCGAGAUCGGUCGGGAUCGUCGGAUCAAGCAGGCCUGGUGGAGAAGGAUCUUGGGCCCAGGCUGGUUAGGCUUCUUCCGUUACAGCUUCCUAAGCUACCCCGAGGGAUACCAUCCUGGUGGUUCAAGGAGCAUCAGCGAUGAGGCUGGUGGAAGCGGACAACAGAUCAGGAUCCGGUGGACUCGGAUCGCGAUCCUCAUCUAUUGGUGGAUCUGUCUUGUCCUCGCUAUCGGAGGCUGGACCACCUAUCUCGUCCGCAAACGAAGGUCCGGCAUCAGACAUCUUCAUCGCAGUCGAUCAUCCGAGCUCGGCCGAUGGUCUGGCUGGGGAUCCGCUUGGAAGAAUUGGAUCGGCUUCCGUCUCUCCAGGUCAUCUUCCCGGCCUCGCUCCAACUCCCCUUCAACAACUGCUACUAUCCCUCCCUCAGCUACCACUCCGACCACUCUUACUGGCUCGAUCAGUUCUUCAAUCUUCUCGCCAAGACAGGCCACUCCUCUUUCAACUGAGACCACCACUCACAAUCGAUCGAUCACUCCCACUACUCCUACUUCUGCUUCAGCCAAAUGCUCUCCUAGUGACCUGAUGGGUAGAGUUGAACAACUCAUUCGGAGAGCGUUGCCUUUCUCGCUCAAUCCUUCGUCUCCAACUCUAUUACCUCCUUCAGCAGACACUCAUCCAACCGACCAUCCUCACCUCCCACUGAAAUCUAAAUCAUCGCCGUUCAUCUCACCUCUUCCUUCUUCCCUAUUCUCUUCACUGGGUCGAUCAUCAUCACCUUCAUCGAUCACCAACCCCCACAAAAAACCCUCUUCAACCUCUUCCUCCUCUUCAUCUUCGUCUUCUGCUGCUCCGUCUGCUACUCCUGUCAGUCCUGCUCUAACUGCUUUGACCCCGAAUCCGCUUCCCGGAGGGCCGCCUUCUUCGUUGAUCGUCGGAUCGUUGAAAAGUCAACAGCUUAAUUUCAAACGCAAGUUCUUUCAUCUGUUGGUGUGUUUUAUGUUUAUUCCGACGAUUCCUAUCGACAUCGAGUUUUCUUCCAUCUCGUUCUCCGUCGCCUUCGUCAUCUUCACGUUUUGUGAAUUUGCCAGGUAUUUCGCUUUUUAUCCGAUCGGAGCUGGGAUCCAUUUAUUCUUUAAUGAGUUUAUCGAUUCUAAAGAUUCAGGCCCGGUCAUUCUGAGUCAUUUUUAUCUUUUGACGGCGUGUUCGACGGGGAUCUGGUUAGACGGUCUAGUCCCGAAUAACAAUUCACAUAGACCGAUGAGAAUGAUGAUGGGAGAUGAGAAGAAGGAACAGAUGGGCUGGCUGAGCACGAUGAUCGGAAGCCUGGUCAAUCGGUGGUUCGGGAUCGGAGUCAAGCAGCCCAAAGGUCUUGGAGCGAUGGACGCUGGGUUCGGCAUAGGCGGCUGCUCAAUCGAGGAUCUCAUCGGCGUGAUCAUCUUGGGCGUCGGCGAUUCUUGCGCCUCGGUCGUCGGCAAACGGCUUGGGAAGAUUAAAUGGAACGUCGGCUCUAGUAAAACUGUGGAAGGAUCAGUUGCUUUUGUUGGGUCGGUUAUCGUCGUCUCUUUGGGCUUGAGAGUGGUUGGUUUGGUCCAACCUUUCCCAAUUAUCAAAUACUCACUUGCAAUUCUCUUGGUCUCCCUGUUGGAGGCUUUUACUGCACAAAAUGAUAAUCUUGUCUUGCCGCUUUAUUCUUGGUCUAUCCUUAAAUUACUCUUUCUUUCUUAA